Manihot esculenta (cassava) is the source of this 2188-nucleotide messenger RNA. RefSeq names its product F-box/LRR-repeat protein At1g55660. Gene Ontology annotation, molecular function: protein binding. Bases 452 to 2044 code for a protein of 530 amino acids. The transcript is spliced from 3 exons. The record is from RefSeq and is a predicted model, not a curated record. Lineage: Eukaryota; Viridiplantae; Streptophyta; Magnoliopsida; Malpighiales; Euphorbiaceae.
CUCACAGUACGGCAGAAGAGAAGGGACAAAGACAUUACAACUCAGAAGAAACCGACGUCGUUUCUAUCAUCUCUCUCUGCAUUUUCAAUUUUCAACUUCUGAGGAGUAAGAUCUUCCCUAGGGCAGCCAUGGAAAACCCUAAAGUUCAAGAGAUUAUAGAGAAGCAAGUACUUACCGUAGCGAAGUACGUGGCGGACAAAUUGGAUGAAGAGAUCACAGCACUUGAGCUUCUUGAUGUCGACGAUCUGGAGGCGCUGAAAGAGAGGGCGUAUACAGCAGAUGAAAAAGAUGGCGGAGAAGCGCAGCCGUUGGAUCUCCCUCGGCCAUGGCGAAUACUCUGAGAAGGACUUCUUCUCCGUUGUAAAAGCCAGCGAACGUUGUCGUUUGGCAUUUCUAUCGCCAGAAUUGGCCCUCCAAGAAAUUUGACGGAAACUGCCACAGACUUAUUACUAUGGUUCAUACCUUUGAAUCAAAACUCUGCAGCCUAAGGAAGAAGAAAGGGAAUGCAAUCCCAGCCAAGAAUCGAUCGCUAUGUAAGCUUGAUGCAACAAAAAAGAAUCACGUGGGGUUGUUUGAUUUUGGAUCUGUUUCUUGGAUUUGGGAUAGAAAAAACGAUGACAAGAUCGAGAAGUUGUCUCUGGUGAAGGAUUGCAUAAGUGAAUUACCAGAUGAUGUACUUGUUGCCAUACUCUCUCGAUUGAAGUUAAAAGAAGCAGCAAGAACCAGUGUUCUUUCCAAGAGAUGGAGAUACCUGUGGGCAUUCUCUCAGGGAAUUCUUGAAUUUGAUGUUUCCGAUUUUAGGUCACUUGAGGUUUCAGUGAAUAAUUUCCUAAAUUCCCAUCGAGCUCCAACCCUAGAUGAACUCAGGAUUCGUUUCAUAAGGCUUGGCGUCUAUUGGUGGCAUUUUGGAGGCCAAUUCUAUAGUUGGACAAAUGUUGUCAUCGGAAAAAGAGUGAAAAAGCUUGUGUUAGAUUUCAGAAACUCCGGCUUCUAUCCUUCAGAGUAUGAUCACUCGCUUGGAUCUUCCAGCUUCAGCUCUCUCGUGUCUCUCCACAUGACUCAUAAUAACGCAUCUCCCCUGUUGAUUCCCUAUUUUUUAUCUAAUUCUCCGCUGCUUGAGGAAUUAUGUGUCACUGGAAGCUGUCAUCUGGAUCAUCUCAGGAUUUGUGGAUCAUCUCUGAAGCUAAAGCACCUUGAUUUAAGGUAUGACAGAAUCCAAAUUCUUGAAAUAUCUGCACCAAAUCUGGAAUCAUUCCAGUAUCAUGAAUCAUUCCACUCUCAUGAAUUAUUCCUGUAUCAUGAAUCAUUCUGGAAUCCUGAAUAUGAGGAAAGGACAAGCAUUUUUUUCUAUGAUGUUCCUCGUCUUACGCAUGUAUCUUUUCGCGGACGUUACUGUAAUAAACUUUUAGCAGAAAAUCUGCUUGAUCUUUCAAGUUUCGUUACUCAGCUAAAGUCCCUCGUAUUGGUGAUCUCGGGCAAACAUAAGUUUAUGAGGAAUUUCUCACAAUUUCCUACAAUGGAAAAUCUCGAGUAUUUGCAGCUCUCAUUGUCUAAAGACACUGAUGAAAGCUUUCUCAUCUAUUUCUGCUUGCUGGAGGCUUCUCCAUCGUUGCGGAGAUCAUCAUUGAAGUUGGGGUGGUCCAAUUAUGGCGAUAUAAAAUUGGAGUUUACAAGGAGUCCAGAAUUUACCAGGCGUCCAAAACAUCAAUGCCUCGAGGUGUUAGAAAUAGUUGGAUUUAGAGAGGAUUACAAUCAUGACAAACUUGUAAUCCACUUGGCUGAGUAUGCUCCCUUUCUGGAAAAGAUAAUUAUUGAUCCCAACAGAUAUGGAUGCGCAGACAUUUCAAUACACCAAGCUCAGAAGUUGCAAUCAAGCCUACCCCCAUCAGUGGAAUUGGAGAUACUUUGUUAUGGACUCUUUCGUGGGGAUCACAUGCGAGAGGAAAGCUCAACAAGUCCAAGAGGAGUGAGUAACGACAACACUAUUUUGGAUCAGUCUCAAGUUUGCAGAAACACUUUGGAUGGCUUUCAGUAUUUUGGGUAGCUUUCAAAUUCUGUUUUAGCUUUAACCUUCUUAUCUGGAUUAUUUUUAAUUUUCCAUUAGACUGAUUUUCUGCUUGUAAAACUAAUUAAUAUAAAUUGUUGAGAUUGAAUCAAUAAAGGAUAAGCAGAAUUAUUUCAUUUUUAA